Molecule: messenger RNA, 1244 nt
Organism: Lycium barbarum (goji berry)
Lineage: Eukaryota; Viridiplantae; Streptophyta; Magnoliopsida; Solanales; Solanaceae
Product: E3 ubiquitin-protein ligase RMA1H1-like
Exons: 2
Coding region: 230-937 (235 amino acids)
Biological process (GO): ubiquitin-dependent protein catabolic process
Cellular component (GO): endoplasmic reticulum
Molecular function (GO): ubiquitin protein ligase activity; metal ion binding; ubiquitin-like protein conjugating enzyme binding
Source: RefSeq, a predicted model, not a curated record
CCCCCAAAACCACUUCAUCCUAUCUUCACUUUGCUUCUACUAUAUAUCUUUAAAGAACUUGCUUUCUCCUUAUAAAAAACCACCAUUUUUUUUUUCUUUAACUCAGUCAGCAAAACAUUGAACAAUUUUUUUCUAUUGGAUAUUCUGAAAGUCACCAGUUAAAAGAACAUUCUUGAUACAAAUAUAUUCAGGCACUAGAAAUCAAGAAAAUUACAUCAAGAAACAGGAUAUGGCGCUAGACCUUCAUUUCCAAGAGCAAAUAUCAGAGACUGCCUUUGAUGAACGUGGUAGUUCUCCCUUAAAGAAGGGGAAGACGUUUGACAAUGAGUGUGAAGAAGACAAUCUCUCUGUAGGUUUUGAUUGUAACAUUUGCCUGGACGUUGUGCAUGAUCCCGUGGUUACCUUCUGCGGUCACCUCUAUUGCUGGCCUUGCAUCUACAAGUGGAUCCAAUUCCAGAGCAUCCCUUCAGAAAAUCCCGAUCAUCAACACCCACAAUGCCCCGUUUGCAAGGCUGAAGUUUCACAAAAAACGUUGAUUCCGCUCUACGGCCCUGGCCAAGCUACAAAACCAGCUGAAGACGACGUUCCAAGUAAACGCACGGUCAUACCACAAAGGCCUCCAAUUCCAAGAUGUGGGGUCCACACGCACAAUUCACAUCAAUCCCAGCAGAACCCUCGGUCACAUCAGUCUCAUCCUGCCAGCUACAUGGCCCCACCAAUGCUGAGCAUUGGUGGCGCGACAACAAAUGUGUUGCACCCCAUGAUUGGUGAAAUGGUUUAUGCACGGGUUUUUGGAAACGCAUAUCCAAACUCAUAUAAUCUAGCAGGCAACAGUAAUUUGAGAAUGAGAAGGCAUCAAUUACAUGCUGAUAGAUCAUUCGGCAGAGUAUAUUUUUUCUUCUUCUGCUGUGUAGUGGCAUGUCUUCUCUUGUUUUGACCACUUUUUCCUGCUAUAUUGCGUGUAAUUUGUAGAUAACUAGAUAUGAGUACUUCGUUAGAUGAUGAAUAUACGAGCUUGGCUCAAUGUAACAUGUUGUGGAAGCUUUUCAUCUUGAUCGGGCUUAGCAAAAUAGCUAGUCUUCAUCAAGAAAUCAGUUUUUAGAAAGUUGAAUGGGUCUUCCUUUGACAAACUAUUCUUGGUCUUUUUCUUUGUCAAACAUGCAUGUCUAAAUUCCAGAGAAUCUGUCAGCAGUUUGUGUAGUCAUCUAGAAUGUCAAGGGAUGUAAAGUUUUAAUUUCUUUGCU